This is a messenger RNA of Solanum dulcamara, 1692 nucleotides long. Its product is annotated as LRR receptor-like serine/threonine-protein kinase FLS2. The record is from RefSeq and is a predicted model, not a curated record. The transcript is spliced from 7 exons. Gene Ontology annotation, biological process: hormone-mediated signaling pathway; protein phosphorylation. Gene Ontology annotation, molecular function: protein kinase activity; protein binding; ATP binding. Lineage: Eukaryota; Viridiplantae; Streptophyta; Magnoliopsida; Solanales; Solanaceae. Bases 1 to 1692 code for a protein of 563 amino acids. Gene Ontology annotation, cellular component: plasma membrane.
AUGCUUGAUGCAGCUAUGGAAAUUGAAUAUCUACAUCAUGGUAAUGUUACUCCAAUUGUUCAUUGUGACCUAAAGCCAACCAACGUUCUUUUAGAUGAAGAUAUGGUGGCUCGUGUUGGUGAUUUUGGAAUCUCUAAAAUAUUAACCAUAAGCAAGUCCAUGGCUUAUACUGAGACAUUGGGCACUCUUGGAUACAUUGCACCAGGAAAUGAGCUUAUAAGAAAGGACAUGGUACAGAGGAACAUCACUUGGACUCGUUUAAAAAGGCAAAGGGUUGUGGCCUUGACUCUUCCUAAUUUGCAACUUCAAGGCACAAUUUCCCCGUCUUUGGCCAAUUUGUCCUUUCUCAGUGUUCUCAAUCUCAAGAACAACAGCUUCCACGGUAGUAUACCUUAUGGCCUUGGCCACUUGCCUCGCUUGCGAGUCAUUGAUAUUCAAAACAAUCAGCUGGAAGGAAGUAUACCGACAAGUCUAUUUCAAUACCAGAGAGUUCAAGUAAUUUCAUUGGACUUCAAUAAACUUGGUGGUGAAAUGUGGAGAGGGCCAUGCCUCACGGGUAUAAUCCCUCCUUCUAUUGGAAAUGCCACAAAAAUGAUGAACUUCAGUUUGUUUGGGAAUAGAGUAAGUGGCAACAUUCCAAAGGAGGUCAUUAAUCUGAGCCAACUUGCAGACUUGUACUUGAUUGAUAAUCAAUUAACAGGUUCCAUUCCCGCAGAACCGUUUAAUAUCUCAUCAUUGCGUGUCGUAAGUCUGUACAACAAUAGCCUUUCUGGCCGUCUCUUGCUUGAUGAAGGGAAUAUUGUGUCAAAUCUGAAGGUUUUAAGUAUAAGUUACAACCAAAUUUCUGGUAGCAUUCCUUCCAACAUAUGCCAACUCACAGAGCUCAAAGCAAUAAAUGGGACUAUUCCUGCUUCAUUGGGAAAUAUUUCCACUCUAAAUAUUCUUGUUUGUAGAAACAAUCGCAUAGUGGGGCAAAUUCCUCCAGAAUUAGGGAAGCUAUCAAAUUUGCUUAUUGGUCAAAUUCCAGAGGCUAUUUUCAACAUAUCUUCUAUGGAACUUGAAGGGGAAAUUCCAGAGACUAUUUUCAAUAGAUCUUCUUUGGUAGUCAUUGCUCUCAAUUUCAACAACCUCUCGGGGAGAAUUCCAACCACUGCAGGUCUUCAUCUUCCGAACCUUAAAGUGCUUGACUUGGGAGUCAAUCAGCUGGUAGCAGAAACUCCAUUGUUCAUAACAAAUGCUUCCAAGCUUGAGAUACUGGAUCUAAGUGAUAAUUUCCUCACAGGAACUAUUCCUACUAAUUUAGGAAAUCUUCGUGAUCUGCGAGAUAUCUUCCUACAUACUAAUCAACUUAUCAAUGAACCAAGAGAGUAUGAGUUGCGAUUCUUCAAUUCUUUGGUGGACUGUAGGAUGUUGCGAUAUCUAGAAGUGGGUUUGAAUCCGUUGAAUGGUGUUCUGCCCAAUUCUAUUGGGAAUCUUUCAUCUACUAUUGAAGUAUUUGAAAUGUCACAUGCACACAUCAAUGGCCUCAUCCCCACAAGUAUAGGCAACAUAAGCGGUCUGCUAGCUCUAGACUUUCAACGAAAUAACUUUAUGGGAAGUAUUCCUUCUGAUGUUGGUGAGCUUAAACAACUCCAAGGGCUGUAUCUAAAAAACAAUAAAUUGCAGGGACAUAUUCCAGAGGCGAGUGCUUAG